This is a messenger RNA of Condylostylus longicornis, 548 nucleotides long. Its product is annotated as zinc finger HIT domain-containing protein 1. The record is from RefSeq and is a predicted model, not a curated record. The coding region runs from base 1 to 465 and encodes 154 amino acids. The transcript has a single exon. Gene Ontology annotation, cellular component: Swr1 complex. Gene Ontology annotation, biological process: chromatin remodeling. Lineage: Eukaryota; Metazoa; Arthropoda; Insecta; Diptera; Dolichopodidae. Gene Ontology annotation, molecular function: nucleosome binding.
AUGUCGGCUAGAGAAUCACAUCGUAUAAAGGAGGCAGAAAAAAAGCGCGUCUUGGAUGAAUUCGCUCGACAACGAAGGGCCCGUAAGGCUCUAGAAGCCCUAGAACAAGAUAAUUUUCAUGAAGAUCCACAUGCCGAUCUGGUAAUGUCCAAAAAGCUGCCUAAAUUUUAUGAUAACUUGGAAAAUAAUCGUUCAAAAAAGACAAAAAGGAAGGGAGCUGAUUACUAUAAAGCAAAAUAUAGGAAAAAUUUUAUCCAACUUUUAGAAGAAGAAAAAAUUUACAGACCAGAAGCUCCCAAUUAUUUUAGCGCCCAAGCUUCACCAUCAAAUUUACCUCCCCGGCAUUUUUGCGCAGUUUGUGGAGAUUUUUCAAAUUAUACUUGCACAGCUUGUGGUACAAGAUAUUGCUCGAUUCGAUGUCUAGGAACACAUCAAGACACACGGUGUCUAAAAUGGACUGCUUAGAUUUUUCAUAGUUACAUAUAUAAAAAAGAAAAUAUGCGUGCUCAUAAAAUAAAAUCCGUUUUGCCUACAACUUUUUGGUUAAA